Messenger RNA from Perca fluviatilis (European perch), 6975 nucleotides. RefSeq names its product NMDA receptor synaptonuclear signaling and neuronal migration factor b (gene nsmfb). Gene Ontology annotation, cellular component: nucleus; cytoplasm. The transcript has 16 exons. Gene Ontology annotation, biological process: positive regulation of neuron migration; regulation of neuronal synaptic plasticity. The coding region runs from base 316 to 2160 and encodes 614 amino acids. The record is from RefSeq and is a predicted model, not a curated record. Lineage: Eukaryota; Metazoa; Chordata; Actinopteri; Perciformes; Percidae.
CCAGUAAACACUCAUGUAAUGAGCCGUACCAUGCCGUGCGGGGCUCAGCAGGCAGCAGGCCUUUUAUGGUCUCCGUUUCCUUCCUGGAGCUCAGUGUGAGGCAGAGAGCAGAGCAGAACAGCUCAGUCCGUUCAUCAGCGCUCCAUCCCCGGUCCGUCCUCCAGCAGCGCUGCGCUCUGCGCCCCGCCGGACCGUUUGGACCUGCAGGAGGAUGUAACAUAGGACAGCUUUCCAGUUGGAUCCGGAUGCGUUUCCCUCGGCGCUCAGUCUGUGGCAUGGUCUGCGCUUUCUCUCCUGGCUCGUUUCCCCUUCAGCAUGGGAACUGCGGUGUCCAAAAGGAAGAAUCUGAGGAGCGAUGCGAUAUCUUCCGUGGCCGCAAAAGUUAGAGCAGCCAGAGCAUUUGGAGAAUGUCUGUCCAAUACCAAUCCAGAGAACUGCAACGGAGCAGAUCAUCUAUUGUCUGACACCUUCCCCAACCAGAACUGCGACUCUCCAGCCGUCAUCCGCUUACAUAACAAUCUGACACCACAGAGCCGCUGUUUACCCAUAUCUGAACCCAAAAAGUCCAGCCAAUCCAAUCCCAGUGCUCAUCUCCAGUCUCCGCCUCAGCUUAACACCCUCCAGGCACCUUUGGGCCUCUCCAAACGUCAACUCUUGGUUGAGCGCAGCCUCUCCAUAGAGGACAGACCAGGUGCCAGGGGCCCAGAGGGGAGCGUGGUGGUGAAGCCAGCCAGGGUGUAUACAAUCACCAGGGAAGGAGGGAUGACCCUGGCGGGCCAUGGCAGCGAGGAGAGCCUGGAACUGGAGGUGCUGAAGCCUCUGUCCCAGGCUCCUGCCUCUGCUCACCACAACCUGUCCUGCACCAGCCAGCCGUCCGCCACAGACGCCUGCAGUAGCCAUCACCGUAGUAGCCAUCACCGCAGCAACUAUCACCAUGCCCACCAACAUCACGGAGGCCAACCGCCAUCAUCACAGCCACUUCAGAGCUCGGGGAGCGCCAACAACAUCCGGGACUGGGGGAUGAGGAGAGGGGGGUCGCGGGACGACUAUACCCCAGACUGCGUGGCCUGCAUUCGGGCUCCGUGUCAAAGCCAGCGCUCCCUAGACCUGGAUACCUCACCGCAGGAUGGAAGGAAGCCCCGCAAGAAACUGGAGAGGAUGUACAGCGAGGACAGAGCGUCUACUGAUGACAGGGAGGAUAAUCCUAAUAGCUGGUUCCCCAAAGAGAAUAUGUUCAGCUUUCAGACAGCCACCACCACCAUGCAGGCAAUAUCGGCUUUCCGAGGCAUUGCUGAGAGAAAGAGGCGGAAAAGAGAGCAGGACGCAGCCACCAUGAUGGAGAGAAAUUUCCGCACACACCUUAGGAUUGUGGGCAGCCGCAGAAUGAAGGUCCAGACCUUUGCCGAACGCCGGGCCAAGAGUUUCAGCCGCUCGUGGAGUGACCCUACCCCUGUCAAGCCUGACUCACUGCAUGACUCCAGAGACAGUGGCGAGCUUCAAACCUCCUCAGGGACACUAGAUGAAGGGCUGGACGAGGACGCCGACUGGGAGGAGGAGAGGGAGAUGGAGAGAGUGGCCUGUGAAGGAGAGGACUUUAUCCCACCUAAAAUCAUGCUGAUAUCCUCCAAGGUCCCAAAGGCUGAAUAUGUUCCUAAUAUCAUUCGUAGGAACGACCCCUCCAUCAUCCCCAUUCUUUAUGACCAUGAACAUGCCACGUUUGAUGACAUCCUCGAGGAGAUAGAGAAGAAGCUGAUUGGCUACAGGAAAGGCUGUAAGAUCUGGAACAUGCUCAUUUUCUGUCAGGGAGGCCCAGGCCAUCUGUACCUGCUGAAGAAUAAAGUGGCCACCUUUGCAAAAGUGGAGAAGGAAGAAGACAUGAUCCAGUUCUGGCGGCGGCUCAGCAGGCUGAUGAGUAAACUCAAUCCCAAGCCCAACCUCAUCCACAUCAUGGGCUGCUAUGUGUUGGGCAGCGCUAACGGAGAAAAGCUGAUUCAGACUCUGAAGAAGCUGAUGAGACCCUCCUCGGUCGAAUUCAAGUCCCCUCUAGAGCUGUCUGCAGAGGGCAAAGAGAUGAUCGAGACGUACUUUGACUUCCGUCUGUUCCGCCUGUGGAAAAGCCGCCAGCACUCCAAGCUGCUGGACUACGACGACCUCUUGUGACCUGAUGCACGUUGUGUUGGCUUGUCGGCCGGUUAUCUCAUGCCUGGGCUUCCUGUACGGUGACAGGGCCUCUGGUCGAAGGGUCCCGAGAGGCCCCUAGACGGGCUCUGUGGCAGAGCUGGAGCAGCAGGACAGUUGGGUCUUUUGUUCCCCUAUGAAGCGAUAGGGUGGCCCUGUAGAUUCAGCCAGCGGUCUACUUUUUCUCCCUUAUCCAUUUUCACUUUCUGCCUAUCUCUCAGAGAAAAGAGAAAGAGAGGGACAAGAAAAAGCACGAGAAGCAAGGGACUCAUCAUUCUAGCCUAGAUGUGUCAGAAGACCCUGGUUCAGAGAGGAUCAAAGAGGGACAGCUGAGAACAGAAGGAACUCGUUCUUUCUCGUUUUUUUGCCUUUAGCCAACCUAUCUGUUGUUUUAAGAUAGAGGCUGAUAAGGAAGGGAGUAUUUUCUUUGUCAGGUGAGGAAAUUAGAGCUUAUAUGUAAAAAAACAAGUGCUUACUGGAGCCUUAGAGAAUAGAUUUCCAGCAUCUCUAUCCAUGCUCACGUGUGAAAAUCUAGACUUUUAAUUAGUCCUAUUCAAAUUGAGAGUUGUCUAUUAAACACAACUUUUUUAAACUUAAAAUAUAUGUAUUAGUAUUUCGUACGGACUGUUGUAUUAACUCAGGUUAUAUAUCUUGUUUGAUACUAAGAAUUGUACUCACUGUAGGCAACAUACUGUAGAUCAGAAUUCAAGGCCUUCACAGUCCACACAGCGUCGUCCUCAGUGACAGUCCUGACUGUCGGGGGAUGUCAUAUUUUAAUGUGUGUGUGUGAAGAGCGGAGGUUUUCUAUAUUUUCUUAGUCUUUCAAGUCAACUGUAGCCAAACAGACUGAUGUAUCCGUGCAUGUUUCAGAACAUUUCAGCAUUACAUUUGACCCUGUGUCCAUAGUGUACUUGCAGUUUGUCACCUCUGUUGCAGGUGGAGACUAUGACAGCAGACUCUCUACACCAUGAUGUAGACAGAAAUACAUGCUGAUAGCAUACAUACAGUAAACUGCAUUUAUUUCAACACUAGAUUUACUCACAUUUUUUUUGAGUAAAUUACAAUUUAUUAUUAUACUUUAUUUUUACUGAAUUUACUGAACUUGAAUCACUCAAAGUAGCAAAGGAGAGGGUUUCAUUUUUGUUUUUCCUUCUCUACCAAGUCUACAGUUUUAAUAUAGUGCUUUUAGCAUUUCAGUGAAUAUCACAAUAUGAUGGUCUGUGUCGCCAAACAGUCCUUUCCAUACCCAUUUUAAACAUCAGGAUACGUUCUCUAGAGUGGAAAUGUUAACUCAAAGCAAUCUAGUCCUGCACUUCCAUUAUCGUUAGAAAAAUAAUAUAUAACCUGACUUUUAAUCCCCACAAACUCCAAAAGCACUGGAUCAUCAUCUACAUUCCACACAAUGCAACUGGACAGCAUCUUUUUAUCACCCUCCCUGCCUGGUAAAUGCCCAUGUCUUUCAAACUCUGAACCCCAACAUGUUGCACAGGCAGAGAACCCUGAUAAGAUCGUUGAAGGGAACUGAUCUUCACGUGGACUGAACACACACUGGCCACAUGUCUCCUCACAGGCUGCAGUAAUGGCCUGAGCUGUAUUUAUUCCAAAGUCUUUGCAUUUUUUCAAAGCAAGUGCUACCCCAAUUGUACUGUAAAGAGCAACAAUAUGUACACUCAUUAUAAAGUAUAUUUACACUAAUGAUAAAUACGUAACUGCUGCAUAAAGUUACUCUACACUGACAGUACAUGUUUUUAAAGCUUACUUCCCAUUUGGAACAGUGUAAUUGCUGGGAUCAGUACUGAUUAUGUAUCGUCAGAUAGGAGGAGUGACAUUACAUUGCUCCGUCUCAAGCUUGUGCUGAGGUGGCCAUGUAUUCUAUUGAUGAAUUAUUGUUGAAUUAUUGUUGAAUUUAUAUCUUUCUGCAGAUGUGUUUGCAAAGAUAGGUUUAUGAACACAUCAUCAAUGUUUAAUUUAUAUGAAAGUGAAGGAGUGAUUCAGGGGAGGAAUUUCAACUAUACUGUACGUGUCAUUCCUCCACAUAUGCUUCCUACAUUUAUAUCCACGCUUCCCUGCACACUGUAAAUGAGUGAAGACAUGGCUGACUGAGCCCUGUCACUGCUGACGUGGACAUUCAUGUCUUGUGUUGUUGUUGCUUCUUGAGCCAUGCAGUCAGCUGAGCUGGAAGAAGGGUUAUUUGCAUUGGAACAUUUUAUGGAUUCAGAUGACAACACUAUUAAUCUUAAUGCAUCCAUGAGGACAUGGGGUCUCUAAAAGGAGCGCUGUGGUCCAAACUGGGACAUGAAAGCAUUGGAGUUCUCUCCUUACAUCAAGUAAGGAUGUAAAACAUGCUAGCAAAGAGCCGCUGUCAUACUUCUUUUCAGCAUCAUAUUUGUAUUCUUGGUGUCUACUAGAAUAGGUUAUACAUGCUUUAAUGUUUCUCAUACUGCCAUUGCUGCAGCUCCUCCACCUAAAACACUCUGUCUGAGCUCUUGGCCCCGCCCUCCUGAAAAGCCAGUGGGCGGGCGGUGCUCAGGCAGCACCUUUGGGCAGAACAGAUGUAAAACUGGGCUGCUUUCUCCAUCAGUGACAUCACUAUUGGAGGAAUUUCAAACAGGUAUGUGGGUGAGAUGUUUCAGACAGUUGAGAAAAAGUGCUGUAUGGGGGAGACAAAGUUCCAUUUGGAGGGAAAUGUGUUUUGUACUUCAUACAUACAUCUGUUCCAUACACAAACAACUAUACAGUAUAUCACACACUAAAAGACGGAGAAAAUCCAAAAAAGCAUUAUAUAGGCUCUAGUAGUACUGCAUUUAGAACACUGUUUUAUAGUACAAAUGUUUUUACAGUGUGCUUUGUGUCAAAUGAAAGCUGACACAGUUUUAUCCUGACUGCCUUGGUUUUUGGACUGAAGUCUGUUAAGUGAGGAGGAAGGACCAGGCAACUUUAAAACUGUCCUCAGCAUUAUAACAGCAGGCUGUUGUUGUUUUCUGGGUGUGAAUUAUUGUAUUACUGUAAAUUAUGAUUUGGGUAUGUGCUGGUUUUGCAGUCAACUCAUCGCUGUGCCACGAAGUAGCAAAUAUCACAAGAUUACUGUCACAUUAACUGUGGUCAUUCCUGUUAACAGCUUAGACAAUACACAGUAUGUUAGACAAGAUUUGAUUGGAAUACUGGCUUUUAUUUGAAAUGUUAUGCUGUUUUAUAUUACAUUUGUACAAUUACAUUUGGCCAGUAGCUGCUGCCACUCUUGUUGUAAUCUUGCUUGUUUCUUAGCAUAUGUACCAACCUCAAAAGGUAGGAAAUGUCCAUUCAUGUAAAAAUCAUAGAGAACAUUCCUUUUUCUUUUUGCUCAUGCAUUGUAGCCCUGAGACAUAUUUCUCAAACAUUAAAACAUGUGACAGUGAACCUCAAAUUUAUCUUUGCCUAAAGGUAGGAUUGAAUCUUUGUCAUUGCUGUACAUUCAUGAUUUUGCUUCAUGCUACUCUCCAAACAUUUCUUCUGUAGCAAUAACUGUGUAUGAAUAGUUCUGUAUGGUUAUAUUUGUAAAAUGUACAUGAUAGGGAAUAAAGUGCAAGGUAUUGUGUUAGUCUGUAAUAAUACCUAUAGAUUACAGCUCUUGCUUUGCUGGAACGUAGGUUAAUUGGAGUGGAAUUUGUUUGCCAGAAAACCAAAACAAUGAGCUAAAAAAGGCUAAAAACCUCCAGCUGAGAGGAAUCACAGAGGUGGGGGAUAUUUCUUUGUGGGUUCAUCAAGACGGGCACCCCCUCUAAUAUCCAGUCAUUUGAUCCAUUUGGAGCUCCGUGCUGAUCCCUACGGUGGAAGAGCAUUGGAGAAAGCACGAGACCUACCAUCAUGUCAUCUACCUGGUAUCAUGUUUUGGUAACAUUAAAGGAGUUGAGCAGAGUUAACCUCAGAGAGUCAUACCAGGACAGUCUUGGCAAUUUAUUGGGUGACGGCAACUUUGAGACAGCAGAAAAUUCUCAGCCACAAAGAGAUAACUCAGAUGUCAAGAGGCUCUUUAAUGACUUGUAUUCAUAUUAGCAUGAACACUGGAGUUAGGCGAGCGAGUUGGACUCGUCAUGCUGGCUCACUGAGGCAGCCAUUUCCAUUUCCUGAGAGCACAAUUACACAAAUGGAGAGAUUGACCCAUGAACGCCUCCGCUCUCCUGUUAUUUUCCAGAUGAAAAUGUCAUCAAUGAGACCCCCUGUUGAAAUUAUUAAUAAGCAUUGCUGUGGCCUCCCCGCUGCUCUCGCUGGUUUCCGUGAAGGUUGCCAGGGCUCAGUUGGGAGUGUGAUUGAGUGUGAUGACGGUGAUGGAUUGAUUGCCCUGAUAUCUCCAGUCAGGCUGUGGUUGUAUUUUGGGAAUAGGGGAAAAUAAUGUGUUCAUGUAACGUCUGUUUCACUUUGCAUCAACUUCUAAGUCAUCUAACUGAGCAUUACAUUUUGAAAAAGCCUUCCUAGACUAACACACAUUAGAGAUCUGUGGGAGUGAUAGAUGUUAUAAUAAGGCUCAAAGGUUCAACAUGUGUCUUCAUGAAUAAAGUCUAGUUUAUUAUGGAAGGUAUAAUAGCAAUUCAUUUUACUGUGUGUCUGGGGCCUUUGAUGCUAGGAAAUGUUAAGAAUAUAUAUGGGUAGCUUCCCUGAGCUUUUGGGUUCUUCCUUAGAAUAGAUAAUGGAACUUUAAUCCAAACUAUUGUAUCUGAACUUCUAGCAAAGAAAUGUUGUUGCAUUGCACAAUGUUGGUAAUAACCUGUGAGGAAAACUAUUGUUUUUAAAACUUUAUUUACAUUAAACCUUAGCUCUACA